AUGAAUCCGAAAUUAUGGAAUCAGCUGUUCUCCCUGUACUUCGUCAGCUAUAUGAUGGCGGUAUAUGGACAGAUAAAUCAAGGCCCUCCAUCGGCGCAACAAGGAUCAAUUUCAGUCGUUGUUAUCCCUGCAACUGUCUCCAUUGUUGCCCUCCCAGCCCUCUCAACAACAGUUACCAUCGCCCCUGGUGUUUCAGUCGUCACGAUAGGGAAUGCGCUAACUUCAACAACAAUAAGUGGAUUAUCAUCCAGGACAGUAACUGUUGGCUCGGACUUCACCAAUGACGGCGACUCCGACACUUCCCUCACCAGUGCCAGACAUACCAGGACUACCACUAUUAACACCACCAUUCUCACCACUCCCAAUGCUACUACACAGACCAUUAGUGUCGUAACACAGCAGAGAAGUUCUACUUCGCUUGAAUCCUUAACAACUACUCCAGACACGCCGUCAACUGAUUCACCGCGCGAUUCAACCAGCAUUUCUGGGAUCCCUCCUGCCCAAACUAGUAAUGCUAGCUCUACCAAUGCCCAUGAACCAAGUAGUUCAUUGAUGCCCCUCUUAGUUGGUAUACUUAUUCCAAUCACUGCAGUUGGUUCAACUCUCCUAUGGUGCUGUAUCCGAAACAGGAAAACCAAGAAGAUGAAGGAGGAUAACAAUGUUAACCCUUCACCCCGAGAAGUGCCACGGACAAGAAACGCACCAUUACGUCCAUCUAUGACAGCAACAACAGGAAUCUGGGACACUGAAGGACGUCUGAAACUUGGAGCAUUCGUACCAGCCAACGUUCAGGCACUGGCACGAAGUUCUCCCGAGUAUUUCCCCCGGAGCCCUCUUCACUUUGUGCCAAGCAGCCCGGCGAGUGAUACACUAACAUCUUCCUCCCCAACAUCCAACUUCCCACCAUUACCACCAAGUUCACCUCCUCGCCCGCCGCGGCCAGUGUCGCUCACACCUUCCAUUCUGGAAGCCAUGCGACGCACUUUCUCACCCGGCGGCCCUGAAGGCAACCGCGAAGAUGUUGAUAGCGUGGGUCCUCUAACCGCAGGCCGCACCCCAUACAGUGGAACACCACCAUCAAUCAGCCGACACCAUUCUCCUAAUUAUUCUCGUCCUAUAACUUAUCGCCCGCAGCCACCACCAGGCCAAGCCCGCCCACCAGUGUUUUCGGACCAAACAGAAGCACCAAUGCCCCUUCAUAUCGUCAAACAUAGUCCAUCCGGGCCAUCGAUACUCGACGAAGUGGCUUUUAACCCGCAGCCCAGUCGACCAAGGCAGGGUGGUACGGCAGACUUCAAUGAUGCCGGUCGCCAGCGAUUUCAAGAUUCUGACGAGUCCAACGAGGAAGAAAAACAGAAGAAACGAGCUGAGACCUUCGGUGCUCUUGAGGGGGCUCUCGAAUCAGAAGGCCCAGAGUUUAGUCAACGACACCAGUAUCCAGUAUCGUCGGUAUACUCGACUGACACAUAUGGACAACCUCUCACACGGCCGGGUCUCAAUAGGGAAAUACCGAGGGAUCGGGGCGAGAGGGGCAGGUAUGAGGUGAAGAGACCACAGAGACAAGUUGACUCCCCAGAUUGGAGCGGAUUAAAAGGGAAUUUUAUCUAG
Molecule: messenger RNA, 1608 nt
Organism: Venustampulla echinocandica
Lineage: Eukaryota; Fungi; Ascomycota; Leotiomycetes; Helotiales; Pleuroascaceae
Exons: 2
Coding region: 1-1608 (535 amino acids)
Source: RefSeq, a predicted model, not a curated record